AUGGAGAGCGUCAAGAUCUUCUCCGCAGCCCAGCACGUGCCCGAACUCAGGGGCUCUGCCUUCGAUGAAAUAGCACCACACGAUGAGCAAUUUAUGAAGCUCAAGCAACAGUUCCUUGAGGUCGACAUUAGGGAUCGCGAGCUCGAAACCAUCCUCGAUUACCUCAACUCCAAGGAGGACGAAAUCACAGCUCUCAAGAACAUCCUCAUCGAAACCGACGAGGCCGCUUACAAGAAGACCACCGGUCGACUGACCUUGGCCAUCUUUUGUGCUCGUGAAGAGUUGACCUACGCGUACGAGAUGGAGCGAUGCCAAAAGCUGAGGCGGGAGACGAAGGAGCUGGCGCUCCAGGCGGCGCAGAGCUGUAAGCGCUACGUUGAGGCCAAGCAGGAGCUGACCGCGCUCCAGUCGGCCAUGGCCCCCGAGGAAGCUGAGGAGCUUCAGAGGCACACCUGGUACGACCAGGCCUCGCAACUGAUCGUCGGGUUGUCGGGCGCCAGCGUGGAGUCCCAGGGCGAGGACGAGCUCGUCAUCUCGGUGGUGCCCCGAACUGUGGAGGGCCUCGAAACGGAGCGCAAGUACCGGCUCACCGUUCGCUUCAACCCCCGCGAGGACAUGGCACUCGAGUCGCUCGCGUUGAGCCCGGCCGACGUGCCGGUGGAGGAUCUCCUGUUUGUGUCGCCGACAGUAGCGUCGAUCCACUACGUCGUCAUCGAGCUCCAGAACCGCCUGCACGGCCACCUGCGCCUGCAGGUCGAGCUGGCCAAGCUCUCACAGCGGUUUGGUAUCGCGGUGGUGGGAGACCGCGAGAUUGCCGUCACGUUCAGCACCGGAUCUACAUGCCAUUUGCGCAUCGGGGGCGACUACCCUCGGCCCUACGCGAGCAUCCACAUCACCCACAUCGAGGGACACCUGCCGGCGAGCCUCGCCGCCAGGCUCCAGGACGAGAAGAACCGACGAGUGCAGGGGGUGCCCCUCAAGAAGCUCCUCAAGACAGUCGAGCGACAACUCCAGGCCGAGACCUGA
Messenger RNA from Acanthamoeba castellanii str. Neff, 1026 nucleotides. RefSeq lists its product as uncharacterized. Bases 1 to 1026 code for a protein of 341 amino acids. The record is from RefSeq and is a predicted model, not a curated record. The transcript has 9 exons. NCBI's taxonomy places the organism in Eukaryota, Discosea, Longamoebia, Acanthamoebidae.